Molecule: messenger RNA, 4033 nt
Organism: Salvelinus fontinalis (brook trout)
Lineage: Eukaryota; Metazoa; Chordata; Actinopteri; Salmoniformes; Salmonidae
Product: calcium-activated potassium channel subunit beta-2-like
Exons: 5
Coding region: 61-900 (279 amino acids)
Biological process (GO): detection of calcium ion; potassium ion transport
Cellular component (GO): voltage-gated potassium channel complex; membrane
Molecular function (GO): potassium channel regulator activity; calcium-activated potassium channel activity
Source: RefSeq, a predicted model, not a curated record
UCGAAUAGUCUCCUGGUAGACAGUGCAUGGGAAGUCCCAGUGGUAGUGUAGCGAGCGGCCAUGUUGGAUGACUCACCAGAAACACUGAUCCCUGACUCUGCUGCAUGCCCAACCUCUUUGGAACAAAGGUGGUCUCAGCAGCCCUGUGUGACGCCCUCUGUGAGUGGUGGUGGGCACAGAGAGUCCUCAGAGAGGAUGUUCCUAUGGGCAGGAAGCAAAGGAGCUCAGGGAUCAGGAAGUGAGAGAAGGACUAUUUAUCAGAAGGUUCGGGAGUAUGACGUGCUAGACAAGAGGAAGACAGUGACAGCGCUGAAGGCUGGGGAGGACAGAGCUAUUCUCCUGGGACUCAGCAUGAUCCUCUUCUCUGUGAUGAUGUACUUUGUGCUGGGCAUUACCAUGGUGCGCUCCUACUCAGACAGUGUGUGGACGGAGGAAUCCAGCUGCACUGUGCUCAACUCCACCAUCGUGGCGGAGAUUAACUGUACCUACAGCUGCGGCUCUGAGUGCUGGAAAAGCUCCAAGUACCCAUGCCUACAGGUGUUUGUCAGUCUCAACACAUCCGGAAAGGUUGUCCGACUCUCCCACAAUGAGGAGGCACAGGACACCAACCCAGAGUGCUUCUAUGUGCCCAAAUGCCAGAAGGACUUCAAUGCGAUCCACACUGUAGUCAUGAAAAUCUUGGAGCGUCUGAAAACACAGCAGCAGGUGCUGUGUUACAUGGACCCAGGUGAACAGCAGGACAGUGCUCUACUGACACGCAUCUAUGGACGAUUGGCAGUGUUCCACUCACUCUUUUGGCCAACCUGCACCCUCAUUGGUGGAACCAUCAUAAUCGUCAUGGUGAAGCUCACCCAGUACCUGUCCAUCAUGUGUGAACAGGUGGGCAGGAUCAAAAGGUGAGAGAAAGGCCAGGGGACAGGGGCCAGGCUACAGGGGCCAAGGGAUAGGCUACAGUAGCAGCACAAGGCCCUGGUUUUCAUACGCAGCCUAGGAACCUUAAGGAAGCUCUUUAUAUUCCAUUUGCGCUAAAGACUUGUGUAUGAGAGCUGAGAAACAGGGGAUCUGGGGGCUUAUAUUCCCCACAUGAUUCCUCUGGGUCUUCUGAGGAAAUCAAUAGGACUGAUAUGGGCUCCCGGCAGCUAUGUCAUGGCAGGUGAAAGUCAAUUACUUUGGAGCACACUGAUUCUUCCUGGGAUCUCUUUUCUGCACCUCCAUAAGUGGCACAAUCAUACAAAGUGAUGGCUUAAAAGAAGUGGCCAACACUGGACCUAAUCUGCCCUUGAACCCCUAGUCAGCAUUGAUGAUCCAUUCACACUGUGACGACAAGGCAGUGACGCCAAGAGAGUUUGACCGAGACAACUAUGUCGAAGCAUUGUCCAAAAUACUGAUCUAAACUUGGCUCCUUGUGUUACUGGUAUUGGGUGGAGGGUUACACAACUGCAGGCGGCUGGGGGCGACACCCAUAAACGAGGUGUUGACUAUCUAUGCUGUAACCCUGGGUCUGUAAAGACUCCAUUCCAAGCUAAUAGUUUGGGAUAAACACUUCCUUGCAAUAUGGUGUAGCAGUAAUUACAUAUCACAAUAGGUCUUAGUCACUAGGAUGCUUAGAUUGAAGUACAAUGCAACUUCCCAGGGCAACUGUUCAAUACAAAAUGCCUUAAUUUCUGGCCCUAAGACUGUGAUAGAUUGCUCAGCAUUUCAGACAGGAAUUCUACAGGACCUUCUCUGAAAUGGGUAGAUAUACUGAGGCAAACUGCAUUUUCAGUGCCUGGGCAUGGCUGCAUAAAACACCUUAGGUUAAUUUCCCCCUCAUAUUUUCCUUUAAAGUUUCCUUAACUUAAAUCAGUAGCGCAAAACAUUUUAAGGUGAAUUUCCCCCUUAAAUUUAGUGAAAAAGUUAAGGGUUCCAGUGAGGUCCUUUAAGUGUUUCAUUCACUAUGGAUAUCAAUGUAAACAGCAUUUGUGGAGGUGAAUGUUGCUUUCAUUUGCUCUGGUGACAAAAGGAAAACAUCAACCAGCUAGCUACUUAGCUAAACAAUGGAAGGUGCACAAUCCAUGGAUACAAAGAUAGCUGGCUAGUUUGCUAUAGCUACUCUGUAAACUACUGUGGCUUGACGUAAUAUAAAGCAAUAAAAACAAGUUGAGAAAAAAGUAUCUACAAGAAACUCGGUUUAUUAUCUUCUGAAGCAAUUUGGUUAUCCUGUCUUGAUUGUAGAGGUUAUAUUUUGCUUUCUCACAAAAUCAAAGCAUCUCUUUGACCAGGCAUUUAUUCCGUGAAUCAGGGUGUCUCCAUGGUAACAAGAUACUCUUUCUGCCCUACAUGCCUUCAAACUACCAUAGAACCCCUUUAAGUAUGCCCUUAACUAAUACAAUAUUUGAGGGGCGCUAUGCAACGCCCUUAAACAAUUCCCUUAGGCAAGGGGAAAGUAUUCCUUAAGGUAAACCCUUAAAGGAAACUCUUAAGAUGUUUUAUAUAAAACAUCUUUAGUAAAUUCCUUACCUUUAAGUCAGUUGCCCUGGUUGCAAAAGGAAAAUAUCAACCAGCAAGUUAUGCCUUUACCUAAGGGCAAUGAUUGAGGUGCUCUAUGCAACGCCCUAAUAGAAUUCCCUUAAGUAAGUGGAAAUGAUUACUUAAUAAGGGAAAGCCUUAAGGGAAACACAUAAGAUAUUUUAUGCAACCAGGCCCUGGAGCACACAUUUAUUUGAGAAGAAGCACAAAUCCAUGAUGGAAAUGAGUCAUGGCACGUUUUACCACAAAUAUUUACAGAAUGAUGAUUGCACACAUUCAGACCAAACGGGGUAAAUAUUGACAAUAUUUCAUUAUUGGUUCCAUGAUCACUAUUAUUACUGUUUGUUAAUAUUAUUUUGCUGUCACUGUCAUCUUAUGUGGUCAUCAGCAGUUUGCCCUGACUAUAAUUGUUACAUUAUUGACUGUUGCUUACUUAUCAAUUGAUACAAACCAAUUGUAAAUGCAAUUUUGUCUUGCAUUCAUACAUUUAAAGACAAACUCCACAAUUACAGAACAUCCCUGGUUUAUUUUUAGUGAUUAUUGGGUUGGUCAAAGUAGUUAAAAGGUUCAAGAAAUCCACCAAAAAACUGAGCCUUAGUAUAAGAGUAGUCUGUUAACUGUGAAACCAAGUCAAAUGUAUUGGUAUACUGCCUUACUUUAUGAUUGAUAGAGUGUGUGGGUGAACAACUCAUGUCUGUCCUCCAUUAACCCUACAGUCUACUGUACAGCACGGUCCUUGGGAUUUGAAGAGUUUCAUUCCAAAAUGCUAUAUAUCCAUUUCCAUUAGCUUUUGUUGUUUAAAGAAAUUGUAAAAGAGAUUGAGGUGUUUUUUUUACUAUCUAGUCAUAGUUUGGGGUUGUUCAAUGACAGACAUGUAGUUGUUUAAAAUAUAUCACUUGAUGGUUUCAUUUUAGUGAGACAAAUAAUCAUGUUUUCUUUGCAAAAUGCUAUAUAUCCGCCUCACUCAGAGAAAUAAGUAGUACUGCUAGGAUUUACACAGUGAAAUGUAACAAAUAAUUACAUUUUUAAUAAAGAACUGUACACAUUUGUGACAUCAAUAUAUUUAAAAAAUAUGAAAUAAUUCUAUACAAUAAUAUGAGAUUUGUAUGUAAAACUAUUACAUUUGUAAUUUAGCAGAUGCUCUUAUACAGCGUGACUUAUAGUAAGUGCAUUCAUCUUAAGAUAGCUAGGUUAGACAACCACAUACUGUAUCACAGUCAAAUAUACAAGAUACGAGCAUUCUAUUCCAGCUAAACAAUGGAUAUAUAGCGUUUUGCUAAAAACACAAUUUCAUGCACAUCUAAAAUCUAUUCAUAAAAAUCUGAUAACAAUAACAUUUUACAAACACAUGAAGGUACCCAUAAGCAACCAUUUAUGAUUUUAAAAAACACAAAUGCAAAAAAUGUGUGAAUAUACUGUAGCAGUACUUGACUUGGACUGAAAUAGGUUCCUGUACUCAUUUUGAAGCUCCGCAAUACUUUUGAGCUAAUAUUCUAUAAGAGGAACAGGACCACAAGCAGUAGAA